AAGAAAAGGUGGUGGGCAGGGAAUCAGCAGCCUGCCCGGUCUGGUGCAGGGACACGCCGCUCGCACGCUCCUGCAUCAAAACACCGACUGUGUACUCGUGAAUCCGCCCUGCUGCCUGCGCGAGGACACGGGCACCAUUUGACUCAUAACCCUAACCUCUCCAAUCCGUUUGUAGUGUGUGCAAUGUGGGGCGUGCGUGCCACACAUACUGCUAAUCCCUGCAUCCUCAGAGAAGGACCAUGAUUUCUGGGACGGUGUUGCCAGGGGGAAAGGUGGCGCCCGGGACCUGUUGGAAAUGACAGCUGGAGAAGGCGGAUUGAAGCACGGGGAUCACGAUACCAGUAAACGGAGCAGAUAGCGAAGCGACUCCCUCGUGUCGCCGUGUAAAAGGGGCUGCAGAGAUGGAGUCCCUGAUGAGUGCGGUGGCGCCGCGCUCCCCGGCCCCGGCCAAGAAGCUGUCGGAGGUGGACUUCCGGUCGGGGGCCACACUGGAUCAGUUGUCAGCCCAGGUAUCUGAGCUGGUCGUGCUGGAACAGGGGGACUUUGGAGACCAGACCGCCUUGGAGGUUCACACCGCCAAGGACUUCAUCUUCAACAUGCUCGGCUUAGUCCAGAAGGUAGACCAGCGCCUACCGGUGGCCAACGAGUACCUGCUGCUGUCAGGCGGGGCCAGGGAGGGGGUCUUGGACCUCAACCCCGAGGAACUGGGGCACUACGCCAAAGGGGCCGACUUUGACCUGGACUUCACUUUGCUGGUACCGGCCCUCAAGCUCCAUGACCGCAACCAGCCUGUCACCCUGGACAUGCGGCACUCCCCGCCCUGCCACUCGUGGCUCAGCCUGCGGCUCUGCGACUCCAACGUCAUGUCCCGCUGGAGCAUCUGCUGCGAGGAGGAGAACGGAUUCCCCAUCGAGGAGGACGAGGAGGAGGAGGAAGAGGAGGAGGGAGAAAUGAGUAAAGGCUCCAUCCCCUCCCUGGACUCUCCUCAUUCUCUGGAUGGAUGCUACUUCUCUCCCUCCCUGGUGACGGACUGGUUUUGGGGGGUGGUGAGCGAGGCUGUGGAGGAGCUGAGACGCUGCCCCCAGAGAGGCAUUCCCACCCCGGACCGACUUGAGAGGAACGGACCCCUCACCACCAUCAUCCUCCAGGCGGGCUCUAGCCGGGUGCUGUACGACCUGCUGCCGGUGGUGUCGUUUCGGGGCUGGCCUGCUGUGGCCCAAGGCUGGCUGACCGCCAACCACUUCUGGGACGGUAAAAUCACCGAGGAGGAGGCCAUAUCUGGCUUUUAUCUGUUGCCCUGCUGCUCCCCGCUGGGCGGCCGGCCCGACAGGGAGUGGAGGCUGGCAUUCUCCCGCAGCGAGGUUCAGCUGAAGAAGUGCAUCCCUUACCCCAUGGCUCAGGCUUUCCAAGCAGCCAGGGCCGUGUUGUCUCGUAUCCUGGCCCGUCCUCGUGCGGCCCUCAGCCUCUAUCACCUGCGCACCGUUCUCUUCUGGGCCUGCGAUCGACUUCCCGCCACCUAUCUGUCCUGCCCUGACGCGGAUACCCCGGGCCGCCUCCUCCUAGGUCUCCUGGACGACCUGGCUCAUUGCAUCCUGGGUAAAAGCUGCCCGAACUACUUCCUGCCACAGUGCAACAUGUUGGAGCACCUGACAGACAGCCAGGCGCUGCUUGUUGCCAGGAAGCUCGCCCACUUGCGCUCCGAUCCCAGCGAGCACUUGCGUGCGGCUCUGGACCAGGCCCAGCAGGCGGGCCAGCUGAAGAAGGAGCUCACGGCGGGCAUCAACGGCCACGGCUCUCCCGGGCACCACCCAGCCAACGGCAUCAUCUCCCCCUCGGAGGACAAGCUGGCGCAGCGGCUGCAGCAGCUGGUAACGGAGAACCCUGGGAAAUCCAUAUCCGUCUUCCUCAACCCCGAUGAUGUCUCCAGGCCACACUUCCGCAUCGAUGACAAGUUCUAUUGACGCGCCGCAGAGAGGACGCCACACCAGAGGGUCGGGGGACUGGAAGCAAACGCGCUCCUCCUGGGUCUCCAUUCUUAGGCUGAAACGAAGCCUUGCUGCUUGACUGACUCGUCUAAACCAAAAACACACAAGUCCUACUACUGAGAAAUAGUCUAAUACUGAGACGUCGCACAACAGACAUGAUGUCACCGGGCUGUUGUCACGGAGACGGCCCUCCUCUAACGAGCUGGCCUUAAUGAGACUUAUCAGCUUGAGUCGUGUGAUAUAUGUUCAUUGGAGCUCAACACAGAGUGUGUGUGUGUGUGUGUGUGUGUGUGUGUGUGUAUAUACGCCUAAGGGUUUCAACAUUUGACAUACCUUUCUAAAAACAAAGAGAGAAAAGCUCCUUUAUUUCUCUCCUUUUAUUUCCUUUCAUUAUCAGAGUGGGAGAUGGCUGAUUAGAGGGAGAACCAGGUGUGGCUAAUGUAACUGAAUGUAACGUCGUGAGGAGAACUGCCGAGUCUUAGAACAAAGAAUCUCUUUCCGCCGUCAACUACAUUUUAGCGCUCUUGUUUUUAUGCCCACGUCUCGAUUUAUUGCAUCUUUUUUUUUUUUUCAUUUAAAACAAAUCUUUCUCAGGUAUUCUUAAUACUUACUUACUUUUUUUUCAUUUUUUAUGUAUAUGAUUACUUUUCAAGUCUUAAACUACAUUUCAACCGCUUACUAUUAUUGGGUAAUCGAAUGUCCCAAAGAUGCUGCGUUUGAGUAGUUUUGAAUAAGAGAAACCGAGGUCUUGAUUAUCUCUCUAAACAUAACAUUUGUGUUGCAACUCGAUGAAUCUAUUGAGUUUGUGGUCUGAAUGUUGAUCUCACGUUUCUCCUUCUGGUCGCAUUUCAAACGGCAAGAUUUCUGCUGAGUGACGAGCAGUCCGGAUCACUGCAUCGCUUCUAGAGCUUCUAUGUUUUGCGCGCAGGUUAAUUUGGCGUUGCUACUUUCUGCCGAGACCAGGCCUAAAAAAAGGCUGAAAAGAGGGUGGUGGUGUUGUUAUAUAAAUAUAUAUAUAAUAUAUAUAUACAUAAUACAAUGUAUUUUGUGAUUUGUUACAAUAUUUGAGAAAUUGUAAGAGUUUUCUUUUCCUACCUGAGCAGACGUUUGUGUUUGGCCCUUUAUAAGAAAUGUGUUUGGAGAAGCGAGGAAUCCCACGUUGCACGUAAGAACAAAAAAGACGGGAUGGCUUCAGAGACGGGGCCGUCACUAUUUACCGACCGUAGUCACGGCGAAGUCAAGAUGUCCCACAAAGGACCCGGCACAUCUUGUUGUCUAUUCACUUCUCCGUUUUGUGCGUCUCACAUUCGACGUGUGUGCGUGUGCGUGUGCGUGUGCGUGUGCGUGUGCGUGUGUGUGUGUGUGUGUCCAGAUGCUGCCCAUUUUAAUCGUGCGAGUUAGUCGCCCUAUCUUCGUGCACCACAUCUACAGGGGGAUGGGUGGGGGGGAGACGGGACCUCCUCUGGUCCUUUUAAAGAGGGAAGAUGGGCCUUGCAGGGCCUGGACAGCUGCCUCUUUCUGUAGCUGUCUUUCUCUGCCUUUUUUCCAGUCUUUAUUUUUUAUAUAUAUAUAUAUAUAUAUAUAUAUAUAUAUAUAUAUAUAUAUAUAUAUAUUCUCCCACUCUCUUUCAUUUCCUCUCACUCUCAUGGCUCCAAUGUUGUUCCCUCCCCCCUUCGAGGGUUGGCGUCUUUCUUUCCUUAUAGUUCUGGAGAUCCAGAGCAACAAAAAGCUCAAACCCGGUACUCCUCCAGCCUUAUGUGGACUGAUGGGAUUAGUAAACGUGGCCGGAUUACCAGCAAGACCAGCAUCACGCUCCAUCCACUGCUGCUGGUCUUGCUGGUAAACUUGGCUGAACACUAUGCACACAAUCUGAUGGGGUUUACCAAACACUAAGAUGCUGCUCCCCAUGUGGGUGGUGUGUAUGACGCUACAAAGCACAUGAUUGGUUACAGUUUUGCCUAAAUAUUAAGGUGGUGGUUAAAUGUGGUGAUUUUAUAGCUGCUGGUGGAUUGUUUUUCCUUUUUAUAAAGUUGUAUGCAUAUUUCUGACAACAUCUUCGCUUGCUACAAAAUGAUGAUGAUGAUGAUGAUUUUUUUGUUUGUUACAGCAUCUGUCUGUACUGGUGUGUGUGUGUGUGUGUGUGUGUGAGGCUGUGUGUAUGUGUGUGUGUGUGACUUGAACCUGAGGAAAACCAAAGCGUGUCAUUGGGGUUCAGCUGCCGGGUGUCGGUUUGUGUUUCUCUUUUCUUCUACACAAGUGAAGCUGUACAAGUCCCGAAGGAAGUCCUGAAAGGAAGUCCUGAAGGAAGUAUCAAAGGAAGUCCCAGCAUUUGUUCAUGGAAACACAAAUCGCCGUGAAGGCGCGUCCUCGUUGCCUCUGUGAUGUUCGGCCGACUGUUGGAAGAGUGAAUCGUGUGAGCCGUGUGUCUCACUUUGUACCUUUUCCAACGGGCCUCGUUCCACAUCACAAGACACUGGUGGUAACAAUCAAUGUUGUUUGGUUUUUUUUCUUCUGGGGGGUGCACAUGAAUCUAAAUUGUGUAUUUCACGACCGUCUGUUUUCUCGACGUAGAAAGGCCUGCUCUAAAUGUGAAAGGGGUGGUUUGCACCAUAAGCCAACCGCACUCCGCUCUGUGCCACUCAAAAAAAAUCUAAAAAACAUUUUUUUUUUUUUUUGGGCCGAAACUUCAGCUGAUUCCGUUUAAGAUUCAGUCAACUUCUGAAUAAAUAACUGACUAAAUACGAUGAAUGUAUCAACCAUAUCUCUCAUCUGUUCCCGGCUUGAGGACACCACAUCUCAUUUCUCACCGCUAUCUGCGGCGAUGUACUCCGGCCUGCACUCAAGUGCUGAGAUAAGAAUCCGUACUGAAUCACUCCACAGUUUGAGAAAUUGAAUUUCAUAUCUCUUAUUACUUGACUUCUUUCUCAAUUUUUGUUAUUUUUUUUUUAAAGUGCUAAUUAUUUCCUCUAUCAUAUCAUGAUUUGCUGUAUUACUACUGUUUUCUGGGGGUUUCUAUUGAUCAAGCUUUAGCAUGAAAUAAAUCACUGCAUUUCAAAUCACA
Molecule: messenger RNA, 5046 nt
Organism: Cyclopterus lumpus (lumpfish)
Lineage: Eukaryota; Metazoa; Chordata; Actinopteri; Perciformes; Cyclopteridae
Gene: tmem102
Product: transmembrane protein 102
Exons: 6
Coding region: 402-1961 (519 amino acids)
Source: RefSeq, a predicted model, not a curated record